Metopolophium dirhodum (rose-grain aphid) is the source of this 7194-nucleotide messenger RNA. RefSeq names its product sphingosine-1-phosphate lyase (gene Sply). Lineage: Eukaryota; Metazoa; Arthropoda; Insecta; Hemiptera; Aphididae. The record is from RefSeq and is a predicted model, not a curated record. Gene Ontology annotation, cellular component: endoplasmic reticulum. The transcript is spliced from 11 exons. Gene Ontology annotation, molecular function: pyridoxal phosphate binding; sphinganine-1-phosphate aldolase activity. Bases 748 to 2373 code for a protein of 541 amino acids. Gene Ontology annotation, biological process: sphingolipid catabolic process; carboxylic acid metabolic process.
GACCGAUAGCGGACGGACGGACUAUAAUAUUAUAGCCUAUUGCCUAAAGGUAGUAGGUGUUCUGUUUGCUAAAGAUAAUAAUUAUUAUAAUAUAAUAUUACUUAUGUGUUUAUACAGUAAACACUACAGUAUACACAUAACACACAGAGAGUAGAGUAUGAGUCAUCUCAGUCCUCAGAUCACCUCGACCGACUCACCGUUAAGUGCCGUCUAUACGGUACAACCGUACUACACUACUGCGGCGGCUUACAAGCUAUUUCCUGCCACUUUCCCCUUGAUUCUUCUUCCCUCUUCGAUUUUUGUACCGCGACCUAAUACAGUAAUACCCAUACACAUGGAUCCUUGCGCAUACAUGACGACUGACGGUUCAACCACGUAAAAUCUUAAAUGGCAAAAUGAAUGUUUAUGAUUGUUGACAAUACAUGACAUAUAACGUGUACUUGAUGAUAUUAUGUAUGUCGUAUGUAAAUGUAUUUUUACGAUCGUCGCGGAAAUGCCAUAAAUUACCUAUUGCUAUUGAGUCGGGCAUGAAUUUGAAUGUUCAGUGAUUACAUUAAACAACGAAUUAGUAAUAUUAUAACAAUAAAAAAAAAAAAUCGUGUAUUGUCUAUAUAGUCUAUAUCGUAAUAUAUUUUGGUUCGAUGAUGAUGCGUUAUACUCUCGUACAAAAUAAUUAAUAAAUAGAUAAAUUACACUAUACAGUCAUCAAAUAUAUUAUACGAAAUCAUUCACACAACUGAGUUAAAUAUGGAUUUGGUUAAAAAUGGCAUUUUAUUAAGCAAAAAUUCCGUUAAUAAUUUAUUUGGGCAACGUGAACCUUGGCAAGUUGCUUCUAUCACAGCAUCCAGUGUAUUAACAUCUAUUUGGCUAUGGAAUUUUUUAUUUCAAGAUGAAAGUUUGUAUAACAGAUUAAAAAAAUUUACAUUUACCCAAAUAAAAAAAAUACCAAAAUUCAAAAAACAAGUCGAAGAAGAAACUAAAAAAAUUUCGGACUUAUUUGAAAAUGAAGUAAUCGAAAAUACUAAGAGUGAAAAAUAUGUUGUUGAACUCCCAUCACAAGGAAUUUCUCGAGAUGAAUUAAUUAAAACUGUAAAUAGGUAUUUAAAUCUUGGUAAAUACAAUUGGAAAGAGGGGUUUAUUUCUGGUGCCAUAUAUUAUUAUGACGAAGAAUUAAUUAAGUUACUCACUGAAAUAUAUGGACUUGCUUCAUACACAAAUCCUUUACACUCAGAUAUAUUUCCAGGAAUUUGUAAGAUGGAAGCAGAAGUUGUACGUUUAGUUUUAAAUCUAUUCCAUGGGGAUUCAAAUUGUUGUGGAACAAUGACAAGUGGUGGAACAGAGUCAAUUGUAAUGGCAUGUAAAGCUUAUAGAGAUUUUGGAAGAAAUGAAUGUGGUAUUAAAAAAGGUGAAAUAAUAGUUCCACGAUCAGCACACCCUGCAUUUGAUAAAGCUGCUUCUUAUUUUGGUAUUAAAAUUAUACACAUUAGUUUACAUCCUGAUACUUAUACAGUAAAUUUAAAAAAAAUGGAAAAUGCAAUAACUAAGAAUACAUUACUGCUAGUUGGAUCAUUUCCUAAUUUUCCAUAUGGAACAUCAGAUGAUAUAGAAGCAAUAUCAGCUUUGGGUCUUAAAUAUAAUAUUCCAGUCCACGUUGAUUGUUGUUUAGGUGGUUUCAUAGCAGCAUUUAUGCCACAAGCUGGUUUUCCAUUACCUCCUUUUGAUUUUAAUUUGCCUGGUGUUACAAGUAUAUCUGCUGAUACACAUAAGUAUGGAUAUGCACCUAAAGGUUCAUCAGUUAUAUUGUAUUCAGAUAAAAAAUAUAGACAUAACCAAUAUUAUGUAUGCACAGAAUGGCCUGGUGGGCAUUAUGGUUCACCAACUGUUAGCGGAUCAAGGUCUGGGGGUAUAAUUGCUGCAUGCUGGGCCACAUUAAUGUAUUUUGGUAUGAAUGGCUAUAUUACUUCAACGAAGGAAGUCAUGGACACUAAAAUAUUUAUCGAAAAACAAUUACGUAGUAUGAAAGGUAUUUUUAUCUUUGGAAAGCCUACUACGUCUGUGAUAGCAAUAGGUUCUGAUGAUUUUAAUAUUUAUCGACUAUCUGAUGCAUUAAAUUCAAGAGGUUGGAAUUUAAACACUUUACAAUUUCCAAUUGGGAUUCAUAUUUGCAUUACACAUUUACAUACAAAACCCGGUGUAGCCUCAUUAUUUAUCGAAGAUUUAAGACAAGAACUAAUUGAAAUAUUAAAAACUCCUAAUGUUGAACUCACUGGAAAAAUGGCUAUGUAUGGAAUGUCCGCCACAUUGCCAGAUAGAACUAUAGUUGGUGACAUCACAAGAUAUUUUAUAGAUGCUAUGUAUUAUACUCCAAAAUAAUACAUUUUAUAUGUUGGUAUAAGUAUAGUAAAUUAUUUCUGUAAUUUUAUAUUAUCUGCAGUAAUUAGAAUGAAAUAUAUCAAACUUAAUUUGUAAAAUACCAAUUUAUUAACAUUUAUAUUUUUGGCAUUAAAAAUUAGUUAACUAAAAAAUUAUAUAUUUUAUACAUGUUUGCUGAUACAAGGUAUCUAAUAUACAGCUACCAAUUUUUUAUUACAUGUUGGCAAUCAUACAAUAUUUCAGUUUCUAUGCAAGUAUGUGUGUAUAUGAUCUAUAAUAUUUAAAAAUAAUCAAAUAUCGUAUAAUCUUUGUAACGUCGUAAAAAUACCAAUAUACAAUUAAUACUCAUAAUGUUCUUAAGAGGAUGUCAGCGCACUAUUUGAUUUCUCUUUCUGACCCACGCGCAACAUAAACAAAACGCAUUUGCGCAGAAUCGGUUUUUCUAUGUUUUUAAGUAAUUUUAGAGUAAAAUCACCCAUUACAAAAAAAAUAGGGAAUAAUAUUUUAGAGAGAUAUCGGUUUUGUCUAUGUUGCGCGUGAGCUAGAGAGAGAAAACAAAUAGUGCGCUGACAUCCUCUUAACUUUUUUGUUAUUAGGUCAAUUCACUCUAAUAUAAAAUAUUAAAGCUAUAACAACUAAACUACACAGGAUUGGUUUUAUUAAAUGCAAAUUUGGUAUGUUGUGUGUUGUGUGUUGGUUAGAGAAACAAAUAGUGAACCUUUAUUGAAAACAUUGAAUUUUAAUAUCUCAUUAUGUUAACAUAAUAGUACAGUUUAAAAGUUUCAAGCCCACAUGAAUAAUAUUUUUAAAUUAGGUACAACAAAAUAAAUAAAAUCAUUAUUCUUUGUUAGAAAAUCUAAUUCAAUCCAAUAUUAAACCUAGAAUAUCUAUGCAAAAAAUUUUAGCCAUAUAUUUUUUAGAUUGUAUUAAAAUGUUAUACCUAAUAGCUAAAAAAAUUGAAUAUCUUAUAAAUGUUUAACUAGGUAGAAAUAAUUUGCAUAUGUUUGUGAUUCUGAUAAAUUUUGUCAACAUUUGAAGUUCAAAUGCUAAUAAAAAAAAAAAUCAUGCCUAUCUUUAAUAUUUUUAAGGUGCUACAACUUGUGAGGAAUCUUCUAUUACAUUUUCAAGUAUUUUGAUUAAAUAAAAAAUUAUUAAUUGAAAAUAAUUGAAAAAAAUAUCAAAAAAUUUCUUGUAACUAAAUAUAGCUCAAAAAGAGUCAAAAUAAUUUUAAAAAGUUAUCCUGUAUGGGAAAUGAUUAUAAAAACAUUUGGUGAAAAUUUAAAGUACUUAUGGUUAUUAAUUUUUAUGUUUCUACUAAAGUAGAAAAUCAAAUAAUUUUUAUUGCCCCAAAACCACGGAUUGGAACCUUUAUGAUUUUAUCGGUUUGGGUUUAGGUUUCUGUUCUCAAAAACCCAAAAUUUCACUUUUGGUUUAGGUUUUUAAAAAUAUCAAAUUUCGGUUUGGGUUUUGGUUAAUACCGGUUUUAACCCUUAUUAUAAGACUUAUUUUAUUUUAUUUUUAACAAUAAAGUACUAUAUAAAAAAAUUAACAUAUAUUAAUAACCUCUAUUUAGUGACAGGUAUUUGUAAUUAAGUGUAACUUUUUCAGAAUUUAGGUAAUAUUAUUAAAAAUGAAUUAUUAAAAAUAAUAAAGUAAAAUCAAUAACUAAAUUUUAAUAUUUAAAAUAAAUAAAAAAUUAUUAUUAAAAAAAAAUAAGAAUGAAUUUUUGACACACUUGGGUAACCCAUGUUUCAGUUUGAUAUAAAAAUGUAUAAAAAUAUAAAUUUAAACAAUAUAUAUAUAACGCGGUAACGUAGACGGAAGAACAGUUCAGUAGUUGGUACAGUUGAAGUGUCGUUCAGAGCAUAGUAAAGAGUUAACGAUACCCAUAUUAGGUUUAGGUAUUAAUAUUAUCAAUGCAGGCAUAUUAGUAAGGUAACAAUUAUAAUUUAUAAUUUAUAUGACAACUUACUCUGAAUUCUGAAACACUUAUAAACGUCCUAAUUGCUAUUAUAUUCAGAAAUUCUACAUCAGCUAUUGUGAAUUGCGAUUUGCGAUUCAAUAAUAAUAUUAAUAUCGAUUACAUGGAAAUUAGAAUUUGGAUUUUUGGUAUUUCUUUUAUGACAAUUCAGUUGUACACAUAAUACUAUUCUUAUUUCUUACCAUUGAUAAACUUUUAUAGGUCUACGAUUUUAUAAUUAUUUAUUAUUACUAAUAAUAUUAGUCAUUACCUACUUACACCGUAUAAAUAAACACCACACUAAUAUAAAUCAACAAUUUCUUAUGCUGUCUAUUAUAUAGAUCAAAAUAAGGCAAAUUAUUUUGGAAGUUUUAUAGUGUAUAGACAAUGGUAAUAAAAGCAUUCAUUGAAAAUUUAAUGUAGUAUUGAUAGAGUUUUUUAUAUGGUAAUUUAUAGAGUUUCACCAAUAACCAAAAUCAAUUAGAUCAAAAACCGUUUUUCCUUUAUUUUUUUUAUUUUUUGCAACACCUUGGAAAUCUACUGGGAAUUUUAAAAUUAAAAUUUUUUUGACUUAAUAAAAGAGAAAAAAAUGGUUAUUUUUACACAAAACCAAUUUUGGUGUGACUCAAAAAUUAAUAAUCAUAGACAUUUUCCCCAAUUUAUAAUAGCAUAUUCCAUAAAUAUUAAGUUUUUUUUUAUAUUAAUAUAAGUUCAAAAAUAUUAAAGAUACUUAGUCACAAUUAUUUUCUUAAUGCAUUUAAAUUUCUAAUGUUGACAAAAUUCAUCAAUAUUUCGCAAAAUGUUCAAACUAUUUUUUAGUUAAAGUUUUUCCUCACUUAACUAACAUUAGACAUUUUGAUAGAAGACUCUCCACACAUUUUUCUACCUCAAUAGAUGCAUAGAUGAUUAUAUUUUCAUCGGUAAAUUAACAAAUUUUCAUUCUAUCAGUUUUAUAUAGCAUGAUAUUUUAUUACAAUUUGAAAACAAAUAAUCCUAGAUACUUUCACCAAAUAUUUAAAUGACCAUUUUCUGAAACCAUAAAAAAAAUGCCUACAAGCAAAUAAAUUAAAUUUUUAUGAGCGUUUGAAGUUCAUAUUUUUACAAUAUUGGAUAUUCACUCGAUUUAUCAUUUAGCGGUUUUGUUAUUUUGUUGUAACUCAAAAAACGAAUAACGUUAGACUUGAAAUUUAUAUCAUAUUUUUAUUUUAUCAAUUCCUAUACUUAUAAAAUUUUUCAAAAUAUUUUGACUUGUUUUGAGGUGUUUACGGGCAAUUUCAAAUUUCAAUUUUUUUUAGUUUAUUUUCUAUGAAUAUCAAUAAGGUUUUAUUUGUUGGGCCAAAAAGCGUCAACAUUUAAUACAAGUUGAGAAUUUACAAAUUAUUAAUAGUUAACAAUUUAUAAAAUGUUCAACUUUUAUAGCUAAGGUUUAAAAAUUUAAAUAAAAAUUCCUCGGAAGUAAUUAAUUCUGUUACCAAAAUUGUUGACGUAUUUCCCAAUGACUUUAUUUCCAAACUGUCAACCAUAUUUAUUAACUUAUUGAAUUAUAUUUAUAUAAAUAUUAUUAUUUAUAGGUACUAUUGUUCUGUGAUUGUGCUAAUAUAGAAUAAUUUACUAGAGGGCUAGUAUAUAAUAUAUAAAAACCCAAAUCCUUUAUGGGCUAUGGUAGUAAGCUGUAGCCUGGAUAUUGUAACUAAGAUAAUACCAUUGAAUAUUGAUUGUAAAUACUAUCUAGCUUGACUAGGAUCUCUAGUAAAUACUAUCAUGGAUCAGCAGUACAAAAUCAUAGAUAAUAUAAGAUUCUUAUAUUAUUAUCUAUGUACAAACUACAAAAUAGUCGGCAGAAUUUACUAGCAUACGGAGGACGCACACCCUGCAUAUUGUGUUGUCUGCGUCUUACAAAUGUACAACAUAGCAAAAACUGUUUUGGCGCGAAAAAGAACCGAAAAGGCUACAGUAAUAACUAAUAACCGAGAAACGAGAUUUUCAACUCGUAAAAAGGAGAACUUUGGUCUCUACUCUCUAGGUAUGCAAUAUCUUUUUUAUUUUUUCGAUAUCAGAACUACAAAAAAAAUUAUUAAAGUUUGAAAAACACAAACAGUAAUGAAGUAUGAAACAAUAACAAUUUUUUUCGUAUAACUAAUAUCAAAAAAAAAUAAAACCGAUAUUGCACAGCCUAAGUUAUCCGUUUUAUUUUUUAUUUAGUGAAAAUUUCGUUUCUUCAUUAUUACCAUAGAACAAUUUAUUACUGCUUUAUCCAUGUCUGUUGUCUUUGCGCCAAAACAGUGUUUACUAUGUUUGACAUUUAUAAGACUGACAUAACAUAUCCAGGUGUGGUGUCCUCAAGUUAAUAGGUAUAUGGGGUGUAGCGUACUAUAUAGUGUCCUCACUCCUCUGAUGUAUAGGAAGUACAUUAAUUUUUAUUUGUAUAACAUAAUCUCAAUAUUUAAACAAAUACUGGAAAUUAUGAAAAGAAACCUGUAAAUUACUUGAAAGAAUGUCUAGGUCCCGAAAAUUGAAAUUAACUAUUAUAUUCUUCAUUUGGUCAAACUGUCUCAAGUGUAAACAACUCAUGAACCAACCUUAUUUCUAUAUUCUAUGGUCACUGGUAUACUACUAUACUGUAUAAAUGGUAUUCCGAAUUUCCCAUUUUGCAUUUAAUGUUUUAAAUUAUAUUAUUUAUUAUACGCGAUCCCUCACAUAACACAUUACUCCGUAGUCAGUACUCUUGAACUUGAUUUUGUCGUGGUAAAUUAAUAUUGUGUCCGACGUUGGACGUACCUCGUUCGUUCUUUAUAUUAAGUAUAUUCCGUCCACAUUUUACGGUGUACACAUAUUUCGUUCAUACUGUAUUAUUAUCUCAG